UAUAGGCUCGAAGUUUCAAAUAACAACGUAUUUUGCGCUAAAUUUACAUAAUUAUACGAGCCCAUCAAAAACACAAAAUAUAAAAAUGAAACACUUAUUUAUCGUUCAAAAAUCUUGAUUAAUUUUAGCUCGCGAUAUAUUUAUCGAGUCUCCUCGAAGAUCAUUAUUAUCUCAAUAGUAUCUAUUGAAAUAAUCUUCUUUAUUUGCUGCUAUUAUAUUUUUCCAUAAAUAAAGUUUCGGUGUUACGUUCAAGCGUGUUUAUUUGAAUUUGAAAUAUUCUAUAGAAAUAAAUAUAAUAAUUCAUUAUUUACUUUUAAAGAAAAACGAAAAACAUUCUUUUUAGAUGUCGAAUUGGUCAAAUCGACGUCCAUUCGACCGAUCGUCUCUCGCUCGACAGGUUAGGAUUGUGUUUGAUCCAAAAAUGGUGAAAUGUGUAUAUUUUAAAUCGCGUCAUGAGGAAAGCGUGGGUGAUUCAAGAGUUGUUACGACACGUAGAAUUAUAUGUUAGGAAUUAUGUUAUGAUCUAUAAUUAUAUAUAAUUGUUUCGACUUGAUAGUGUUACAUUAUCAGAGCAAUAGUUUAAUUUUAAUCGUAAUAAAACUUUAUAGAAAUGUAUCAAAUUACUUUUAUUCUCUUUGUUAUUAUUCCUUUAAUACGGGGAAAAGAUUAUUAUGAAAUACUUGGCGUAGACAGAUCCGCUAGCAAGGAUGAAAUUCAAAGGGCUUUUAAGAAGUUGGCUAUUAUUUAUCAUCCUGAUAAAAAUAUUGAUGAUCCAAAUGCUCAUGGGAAGUUUGUUCGAUUAACAACAGCGUAUGAUGUGUUGAAGAAUAAUGAUUUAAAAAAAAGAUACGAUCUUUAUGGAGAAGAUGGCCUUAAAAAUUUUAAUGAAAAACAAACUUAUUCGUGGAAUCCACCCCAUCAAAACAUAUUUAUAUUUGAUUUAUAUAUUAUUAAGUUGAAAGAAAAUGAUUAUUAUGAAAAUGUUUUGAAUUCUGAUUCAAAUUGGUUUGUAAAUUUCUACUCUCCGUUAUGCCAUCAUUGUAUUUACUUAGCUCCAACUUGGACGAACAUUGCUAAGUUAUUUAAUGGCAUUAUGAAAAUUGCAGUAGUGGACUGUCAAUAUUAUAUGCAACUAUGCUAUAAAAAUGGAAUCAAUAUCUAUCCUACACUGAUGUAUUUUGAAAAGAAUUCACACCAUGGAAUACAUUAUACAGGAGAAAAAUCACAGGAAGCCAUUAUGCAAUUUGCAUUAGAUAAAUUAAAUAUUGACAUAUCUGAGAUAAGUGCAUCACAAUGGGAGUUGUUUUUACACAAUAAGAUUGUUACCCAAAGACCUACACUAAUUUUUAUAUGCAGUGAUCAGCAAAACUGUUUUACUUCUGAUGAAAGACUUAUAGUAGCAGCUAAAUUUGAUGAGAUAGUUGAUGUAAAAGUGUUUACAUGCAAGAAUAAGUAUCCUGAAGAGAUACCUUUCAAUACACACGCGAUCUAUCUACCAACAUAUGAUGUAUCUUCUUGGGAACCUGUACUUUUUAAUAUGUCUGAUAUAGAUACAUUAAUAGAAAAAAUUUUGGAACAAUUGCCAGGUUUACAAGAACUGACUGAUAAUUAUUUUGAUAUUAUUGAGAAAACAGAGUUUAAUGCUGCUUGGCUAAUAUGUUUCUAUAUUAAUAAUACAGCAAAUCUUAAAUAUUUAAAUCUGCAAAUGAAAAAAUUGUCAAUCAGUGGUGUUAAUUUAGGUAAAAUAAAUUGUCUCAAAAAUGGACAGUUUUGUACUAAAUUAGGCAUCAAUCGUUAUCCAAUUUGGGGCAUAUUUAAGCCAGGUGGAGCAUUUGAAUUGAAUCACGAAAAAGUUAUUAACGCUAUUGAUCUUAUCAAAUUUAUACAGAUUAGUGUGAAAGCUACAAACGUUAGGGCGCUCUCUACAGAGGAAGUAUUAUUGAUAUUAGAAGGAGAUAAUAAAAAUGAAGUGUGGUUCUUAGAUUGGUACUCACCAUGGUGUACACCUUGUAUACAGUUCCUGUCCGAACUUCGCAAAGCAUCAUUAGAAUUUGAUGCAUCAAUAAUUCGUUUUGGUACCAUUGAUUGUAUUAUUCACACUACGCUGUGUCAUCGUUAUAAUAUAAAGUAUUAUUCUACUGCAAUACUUUUAAAUGGCAGCAGUAGAUAUCAAUUUACAUUACCAAAAACAGCUGCGCAUAUUAUCCAAUUCAUUAAUGAGAAGAGAAAUCCAUCAGUUAUAGAAUUAACAUCUGAAAACUUUUACCAUACACUGGCGAAAAAGACAAGUAAAAUUAUAUGGAUCGUUGAUUAUUUUGCACCAUGGUGUCCACCAUGUCAAAUAUUAGCAUCUGAAUGGAUAAUCGUUGCAAAAACACUGAACUGUUUGUCGUUUGUAAAUAUAGCCAGUGUAGACUGUGAGGCUGAAUCUUUCUUAUGUUCAUCUGAAAGAAUACGUUCUUAUCCUGAGAUUAGGAUGUAUCCAUUAGGAAACAAAGGUUUAAGUAAAAUUGGUUUUUACAAUGGAAAACGAGAUUCGUUAUCCAUAUUAACGUGGAUAAUAAAAUUCCUUCCAAAGAGAGUCUAUGACUUAACUCCCAAGGAUUAUCAAAUAGUGUUGGAUGGAAUGAAUAAUAAAUACAUAUGGAUCGUCGAUUUUUAUUUACCACAAUGUUGGGCUUGUCAAAAGAUGGAACCUGAAUUUGCAAUUGCUGCUCAGUUGUUAGAAAAAGUAAAAUUUGGAAAAAUUAAUUGCUACUUCUAUUUGGACAAAUGUGCACAUAUAAAUGAAUUUCCGACAUUAAUAUUAUAUAAACCGAAACAAAAGAAAAAGAAGGAAAUGAUAUAAAUAUCAAAAAAAUUACUGCAAGGACGGCCGAGGCAAUCAGAGAUGAAGUUUUAAGGCUUAUUAAUUUUCAUAAAAUA
Nylanderia fulva is the source of this 2925-nucleotide messenger RNA. Its product is annotated as endoplasmic reticulum disulfide reductase DNAJC10-like. NCBI's taxonomy places the organism in Eukaryota, Metazoa, Arthropoda, Insecta, Hymenoptera, Formicidae. Gene Ontology annotation, molecular function: oxidoreductase activity, acting on a sulfur group of donors, disulfide as acceptor; protein-disulfide reductase activity; misfolded protein binding. Gene Ontology annotation, biological process: IRE1-mediated unfolded protein response. Gene Ontology annotation, cellular component: endoplasmic reticulum lumen. The record is from RefSeq and is a predicted model, not a curated record.